CCAAAUAUUGAACAGGUAAAUAAGGCAGUUAUCAUAAGUAAACAAAGCACCCUAGUACUAGAUUAGAAUCACUAGAUGAUGUCUAAUUAUUAAUACAGUUAAACAAGUAGCUCACGCUCCACAAUCCACAUUCAAAAUGUAAAAUGGGCUUCCUGACAUUGCCAUGUUAUUAUGCCCACAAGAUAAUAUUCAUUCCAUCAGUUCUUCCUCCACAUUUUCACUUUUCUCCUUUCCCACAUUCCAUUAGGCUUUGUAGCUAAAACCUCCAUUUUGCUUCUGAAUUCCUCCUUUAAAAUCAUGCCUUACAUUUUUUCGACUCAUGUCAUUAGCCCAGUUGCUGUUGGACUCUAUCCAUAAGCUCAGAUGAUCUACAGAAAUGGCAGUUGCUUCUUCUGUCUAUCAGUAUCAAUAAUUUCAGUUUUCCAACGGUUCUUCUUACCAAGAUUACCUGCAUUUGCUUAAAUUAAGCACCCUAUCUAUGGAUUCACUACCAAGAUUACUUGCAUAUUGCUUGUUGAUAGUGAAAAUUGCAGAGGUCAGCCAUUUGAAUAAAUCCAGUUGGGUCCUCAAUUUCUUGUCCUCUUGGAAAUGUUUGGCCAUAUUGGGUUCAAACAAGUUUUGUAGCUCAAUCAAUACCAAGUUUUCAAUUAAGAGUAUGAAGGCAGAACCAUGUGAUCCUUCAGCUACAUGUCUCUAAGACACCUCACAUUCCAAGUCUCUCUUCACCACUUAAAAAGUUUUUCAAUCAUUCUAAAUACAUACAAACAUAUCAUUCCACAACCACAAGCCCCGCAGCCUCUUGAAACAAGUUAAUAAAACUUCAUCAUCAAUUUUAUUUGUUUUUUCUUGGAUCAUUUGAAAGCAUACCUAAAGAGUUGUCUCAAGAAUGUUUGCAAUCCAAAGGUCCUCUGUCCAGUACUCCAUGUGAAUUUAUCAGUUUGCAUCCAAAUGGCCCACUGUUUGGUUUCCAAUCUUUAGGUGGUCCUGCAUUGGCUUCUGUUGAAAUUGUAUGGGAUAGUCUUUCUCAACCCAAUUGACAAGGUACUAUCUUUUGGUCCCCAGCUUUCUGCUUUUAGUUUGGAAGACAAAGCCAUGUGAUACUGUAUCAAUCUAUGUCCUAAUGAGAAGGUCUCAGCAGCAUGUGAUUCUUGGCCACUCAAUCCAAAUUUAAGAAGAUUUUCCACAUUGAACCAUUCAUCUAUAUAUACACCGAAGGACUUGGUUCUCAACCAACAUAAGUUUUCAGUUUUCACAAUCUCUCAAUUAGUAUCUUUUCCUUGAACAAAAAACCGUCAAAAAGUUAUCUUCUUGACUACUUCCCUCAAGAAACCCAAAAGAAAUCAUGGGUAUUCGUUUUCCUACCAUUCGGGCAAAGCAAAUUCUGAGGCAAUCUUCCACAUCUAUGGAUGUGCCCAAAGGGUUCUUAGCAGUAUAUGUUGGGGAGACUGAGAAGAAGAGAUUUGUGGUUCCAGUAUCGUACAUCAACCAGCCUUCAUUCCAGGAAUUGCUAAGUAAAGCUGAAGAAGAGUUUGGUUUUGAUCAUCCAAUGGGUGGUUUGACAAUUCCCUGUGGAGAAGACGCUUUCAUUAGUGUUACUUCCCAGAUAAACAGAUUAUGAAUUCAUCAAAACUAAUCUUCAUAGACAAUUUUGUAUAGCAGGAAGUUCAUGUAAAUAGUAAUUCUCCUCUUCAAGCAGAUGAGGUUUUUCUCAUGAGAAGGAAUUUUGUAUAACAUUC
Tripterygium wilfordii is the source of this 1736-nucleotide messenger RNA. Its product is annotated as auxin-responsive protein SAUR21-like. Bases 1343 to 1618 code for a protein of 91 amino acids. The transcript has a single exon. NCBI's taxonomy places the organism in Eukaryota, Viridiplantae, Streptophyta, Magnoliopsida, Celastrales, Celastraceae. The record is from RefSeq and is a predicted model, not a curated record. Gene Ontology annotation, biological process: response to auxin.